Molecule: messenger RNA, 1353 nt
Organism: Pristis pectinata (smalltooth sawfish)
Lineage: Eukaryota; Metazoa; Chordata; Chondrichthyes; Rhinopristiformes; Pristidae
Product: carboxypeptidase A1-like
Exons: 12
Coding region: 1-1353 (450 amino acids)
Biological process (GO): proteolysis
Molecular function (GO): metallocarboxypeptidase activity; zinc ion binding
Source: RefSeq, a predicted model, not a curated record
AUGAGGAAGCUUUUGCUUUUCUCUGUUCUGCUGGUGGCCGUUUGCGCUCAGGGAGGUUUUGAAGGGGAUCAGGUACUCCGGAUCACACUCAGAGAUGAAGAACAAGCCAGCCUGGUGAUGUCCAUGGAGGAACAGGAACAUCUCCAGCUUGACAUCUGGCGGAGUCCCCUCAAGACUGACCUCACCAUGGAUGUCCGUGUUCCUCAGGGUAGCCUCCAAAGCUUCAAGGUGUUCCUGGAGCACAAUGGUAUCCAGUAUUCAACAAUGAUUGAAGACCUGCAGAUAAUGAUCGACAAUGAGAAAGCUGAACUGGAACAGUCAACCCUGAUGGAACGCACCUCUUCCUCCUUCAACUACGGCAAAUACCACACCCUGGAUGAGAUUUAUAGCUGGAUGGACAGUAUGGUCUUUGAGUUUCCCGAGCUGGUGCAGAAGCUGCAGAUUGGGACAUCGUUCGAAGGCCGGCCGCUCUACGUGCUGAAGUUCAGCACCGGGGGGACCCAGCGCCCCGCCAUCUGGAUCGACAGCGGAAUCCACGCCCGUGAGUGGGUGUCUCCUGCCAGCGCCAUCUGGAUGGCGAAGAAGAUCACCAGUGACUAUGGCCAGGAGCCCUUCAUCACAUCAUUGCUGCAGAAGAUGGACAUCUACAUGGAGAUCGUGGUGAACCCUGAUGGUUAUGUCUACACACACACCAAGAACCGAAUGUGGCGCAAGACCAGGUCCAGAGUCCCUGGAAGGAGUUGUGUUGGGGUUGAUGCCAACAGGAAUUUCAAUGCUGGCUUUGGAGGUCCUGGAACCAGUAACAAUCCAUGCAGGGAAACAUACCAUGGACCCUACGCCAACUCUGAAUCUGAGGUUGCAGCCAUUGUGAACUUUGUGCAGAACCACAGAAACAUAAAGAGCUUCAUCACCAUUCACAGUUACUCACAGCUCCUCAUGUUCCCCUUUGGGUACAAGUGUGUGCAUCCUGCUGAUUACCAGGAACUGGAAGGACUUGCCCUUUCUGCUGUCAGGUCUUUAAGAUCACUGUAUGGAACACAAUACAAGACUGGAACCAUCUGUGAUGCAAUCUAUCAGGCUAGUGGAGGUAGCAUUGACUGGACUUACAACCAGGGCAUCAAAUAUUCCUUUGCCUUUGAACUCCGUGACACUGGUCGCUAUGGUUUCAUGCUGCCAUCCCAAGAAAUAAUUCCAACUGCCCAGGAGACCUGGAGAGCGAUGUUGACAAUCAUGGAAUAUACCCACAGGAGCCCUUUGAAACACCUCAGUCUAAAAACAAUUAGGGCACUUAAUGAUGGUCUUGGCCUUAAAGGAUCAAAGAAUACCUGUGAGGCAGGAGGCGGGACACCCUAA